Messenger RNA from Branchiostoma floridae (Florida lancelet), 2060 nucleotides. Its product is annotated as nucleoporin NUP35-like. Gene Ontology annotation, biological process: regulation of DNA-templated transcription; nuclear pore organization; NLS-bearing protein import into nucleus. Gene Ontology annotation, cellular component: nuclear pore central transport channel; nuclear pore nuclear basket; nuclear membrane. The coding region runs from base 137 to 1219 and encodes 360 amino acids. The record is from RefSeq and is a predicted model, not a curated record. Gene Ontology annotation, molecular function: structural constituent of nuclear pore; phospholipid binding; single-stranded DNA binding. NCBI's taxonomy places the organism in Eukaryota, Metazoa, Chordata, Leptocardii, Amphioxiformes, Branchiostomatidae. The transcript is spliced from 3 exons.
GGAGCAUACUCCCACAAUGCACUAUACCGUCCCGCCACAGACUGACAAGUUUGCAAAUUUCAAAUUUCCGCAGGUUUUGCCUGUUGAAACAUUUGUUUUAGCGACUGAAAGGUGUACAUAGGUCGUUUGGAGAAAAAUGGAUUCCCAAACUCACGAGCCGAUGACGCUAGGGUCGCCAACUCACGGUCCGAGCGCGGGAGGAGCGACGUUCCUGCCCGGGUUCCUCCUGGGCGAUCCUCCGGCAGCGCCUUCCCCGAGUUUCGGAGCCGGAAGAACGUGGUCCUCCCCGCAUCAGCUGAGCUCCAGUUUCAGCAGGCAGCAGUCAGGGAGCACUCCAUCCUCCCACGGACCGGGCAGUGGGCUGGGGCGGUCCAUGAGCCUCCAGUCCGGCAGCACCCCCGGGUCGGGACACACCCACCUCACCCCUCGGUCAGACCGACUGGAGGGGAAGGGGACGACACUCCACAGUGUGUCUAAGGACAAGUCAGGAGCACCCCCAGUCCAGGGGCUGUUCAGUCAUUCCAGCACCCCCACUGGUUCCGUCUUCAGAGGUACCCCAGAAAGACAGCAGCUGGAAUUCACAGUCAACAGGACACCAGUUCUUACAGGUGUGGCACAUACCACUCCAUCAGGAGGGGUGCUCUUCAGCCCCGGACCCACUCCAGGUGUCCAGAAUGUCCCAAAGCCCAGCCCCCCAUCCCCCGCCCAGACUGACCCAUUCUACACCCAGGGCGAGGCCCUGACUGCAGAGGACCAGUUGGAUGAGACGUGGGUGACAGUCUUCGGCUUCCCGCCUGCCGCUACGUCCUUCAUCCUACAGCAGUUCUCGCAGUACGGAAACAUCGUCAAACACGUGAUAGCAUCCAACGGCAACUGGCUCCACCUGCACUACCAGUCCAAGAUGCAGGCUAAGAAAGCCCUGAGUAAAAACGGAAAGGUGUUUGGUGGAAGCAUCAUGGUCGGAGUGACGCUGUGUAUAGACAAGAGUGUCAUGGAACAGACGGUUGAACCAAGCACGGAAUCUAGCAGCGCGGUGUUCACUCCGAUAAGACCCAGGCACCAGUCCGAGGGAGCCGUAUCGAGGCAUACUCCCAUCAGGCCGCUCACGGCUGCAUACAAGGCAGCUAGCAAUGAACAUGAAGUCGUGAAUGACUCAAAAACACCACAGAAGAAUGGGAACAUGGUUUACAAAGCAAUGGAAUAUAUGUUUGGAUGGUAGAUGGAUGCACUUUCCCCUUCCUUUUGAUUAUAAAACAAUACAGAUAGAGCACAUCAGUCUUAUAUCUUUAUCUUGUCUAUACCAUGCCUAGCAUUAAGGUAGGCUUCUUUCAGCUAAAUCACAUAGUAAGCUUCAUCACUUCUGUCAAAAGACAAAAUCCCAUUGUAGUUUGCCCUUGUCAGUGUUGGGUCCAAAGAGAAAUUGGCAAGAAAAUGUCAAUUCUCCAAUUAGGAACAAUGUAUCAUAAUCAUCGAUGAAUACAUUUUUACAAAAGUGUAUCACACUGUAAUGGCACAUCAUUUUAUUACAUUUAGUAGUUGCUUCAUUUUCUUUCGUAGGCAGGGCAGAGCAAAUGGAUUAAUCAUAGCCAAAUCCAGAUAUGUUUAGCCCAUUUAGAAUCAUAUAAAUCAUAAAUUGUUCAAUCCACACCACCAAUGCACCUGUUCUCUUUCGAUGAGCUAAUAUUAGAUGUUUCAAUUGUGCAAUCUCACAUUUUACUGAAUGGGAUGGGAUCGCCACUUACUGGUGCUACAACUAUAUAAUCAAUCUAUCAAAGGAAUCUAAUCAAUUCUCUUGCUUCUCUUAUGGGUCUUUCCACCAGAUGCCCAGGAUGAGGCUUUUUAAAGACAGUGUAUUUUCUUAGAAUCCUCAAAGUCCUAGUGCUGCUGAAUGUGAGGGAAGACUCCACUUGUCAUUUGUCUAGCAUUGUAUGUUUGUCAGUAACGUUUUCACUGAGAGAAUGAAACAAAGAAUGGUGUAACCAUGUAUGUAGCAGUUUUUAUUCAACUCAAAGUCAAUUUGUCAAACAACAGAAUAAAAUAAAGACAUUUCCUUCACAUUA